AUGACAUCGUCGUUCGCGUGGUUAUCGAGGCAGUCGCCGCAGCUGCCCGAGCCGAGAGGGGAUCACGCGGCGCGGAGCGACCCGGAACUGCCAGGGCUCUGCCGCAGUGGCACGGGGUCCCCCCGCGACCCCGGGAGCCCCGCACGGGGACUCCGAAGCUCGCGCUGCUGCUGGGCGCAGAAGAUGGCCGAAGCGCCCGAGACGGAAGGGCUCGUGGAACGGCCGAGCAGCUCGGGGUCCACGAACGGGGCCCCCGUCGACAGUCCCGGGGGCUCGCGGGCGAGGCCCCACGGCCCGAGGCCUCCUCUGGACGACGGCGACGUCGUCGUCACUCCGUCCAAGCGCAACCCCGACGGCCGCUUCGUCAACCCGUGGUCCACGUGGAGAAAGCCAGACAAGAAACAGGCCCUCAAGUGGAUGCUGACGGAGAAGGACUUCAGCAAGGUGCCGGCAGCCGAGGAGCUGCAGCGUACGCUGCCGGUACACAAGCCGUACUUCGUGGAGGGCGCCGGUGGCAGCGGCGGCGGCUCUCCUCCUGAGAGCGUGCGGGUCACGUGGCUGGGCCACGCGUGCGUGCUGGUGGAGCUGGAAGGUUUCUCCUUCCUCACGGACCCCGUGUUCAGCGAGCGCGCCUCGCCCGUCGGAUUUGCGGGGCCGCGCCGCUACCGCCCGGCGCCGUGCACCGUCGCCCAGCUGCCCGAGGGCCUGGACGCCGUGCUCAUCAGCCACAACCACUACGACCACCUCGACCACAACUCCGUCGUGCAGCUCAACCGGCGCUACGGCACUCGCCUCUCCUGGUUCGUACCGCUGGGCCUGGCCGGAUGGAUGCAGGACACCGGCUGCGAGAACGUCCACGAGCUGGACUGGUGGAGCGAGCGGAGCGCCGGCUUGCGGAGCAACAUCACGGUGGCCUUCACGCCGGCGCAGCACUGGUGCAAGCGGGGCGCGUUCGACGACAACAAAGUGCUGUGGGGCAGCUGGUGCGUGCUGGGCACUGGCGCGCGGUUCUACUUUGCGGGCGACACGGGCUACUGCAACGUGUUCCAGCAGAUCGGCCGGCGCUACGGUCCCUUCACGCUGGCGGCCAUACCAAUCGGAGCCUAUGCGCCCAGCUGGUUCAUGUCCAGCCAACACGUGGACCCAGAGUCGGCGGUGAAGAUCCACGUGGACGUGAGAGCUGGUUACUCCGUGGGCAUUCACUGGGGAACCUUCAGCCUGGCCAAUGAGUUUUACCUGGAGCCGCCGCAGAAGCUGGCGGAGGCCCUGAGCGCGGGAGGCCACAAGCCGGACGUGUUCUUCGUACUCCAGCACGGCGAGACGCGGGACGUGGGGUCCGGGGGGUGUCGGCCGUUCCCUCGCUAGGCCUACCGCGUCACGGGCAGCACGGACCAACCCGCCUCUCUCCUGGCAGCCUCUCUCAUGCUCUAAGUUGGAGUCUUCGCGUGCCAAGUGGCGACUUUGGCCGGGGAAGAUGCACUUUACUCUCAGAGAUGGUGGUGGAAUGAUAGAUGCUAAUUUAUCACAUGAUUGUGUUUCUAUACCUGUGGUUACCCCCCCCCCUCAGCCUGACUCCAUGCUCUGUGCUGACGAGCAAGGCUGGGCGAGGCGUUAUUUAACAAUUUACUUGCAAGGCAGCGACACGGCCGAAUGAGUUCGCACACUCCACCAGCUGCUGCUCCCAACUCCCUCGCCCGCCAGUGCCGCACGGAGAGAACAGCGCAGCGGGCGUCUCGGGAAGAAGUGAGCCGGCCACGUAAUGUGUGCCGUGACAGGCUUGGCCGGACUCAGCGAGCAAAUAGUGAGCAACGGCCGAGCCCCAGGUUGACCUUACCCAAGAUGCUUUUAUAAUCUAUAAAGUGCAUUUUACACUUUUCGUUUUAUAAACGUAAAGAAAAUAAAAACCAAAGUGUGCCUCGA
Lethenteron reissneri (Far Eastern brook lamprey) is the source of this 1920-nucleotide messenger RNA. It is a transcript of the gene NAPEPLD, whose product is annotated as N-acyl phosphatidylethanolamine phospholipase D. The record is from RefSeq and is a predicted model, not a curated record. Gene Ontology annotation, molecular function: N-acylphosphatidylethanolamine-specific phospholipase D activity. Gene Ontology annotation, cellular component: cytoplasm; membrane-bounded organelle. Gene Ontology annotation, biological process: N-acylethanolamine metabolic process; N-acylphosphatidylethanolamine metabolic process. Lineage: Eukaryota; Metazoa; Chordata; Hyperoartia; Petromyzontiformes; Petromyzontidae.